UGUAUAUUUAUCACGUUAUUUGAUAAUCAAUACCAAUUAAAAUAUACAAUUACAUCGUUUUGACUGUGGCGAGUCCCCAUUAAAAUUUGCGAUAAAAAUCAGGGAAACGAUGAUUAAUUUUCGAAUUAAGACUUUCGGUCGAUGGUCACACAAUAGUUUCGGACGUCCACAAAGGUAUUAUUUACAUACAUAAAUCGCCGAUAAUGACGACUGUUCUCUACCGUCUAAAGCACCCCAUUUCAGAGACUGGACUUAGUACAGUUCCUUUCAAUUUCAAAAAUCUAUUAUACAGACCGCUGCUCAUGCCAUAACAUCAACACAAAAGUCACGCUCAUUGGUUGGCAUGAAUAAAUAGUGGGCGGAGUUACGCACCAUGCACAUUGUAUUUUGUGAGAAAAGAAUGAUUGCUUUUAUAUAUUUCAGGAGUCGGGCAUAAUUCAUGUGAUAUUGUGUAAACAUUAGCUUGCAUGGGGAACGCAUAGUGUAUGGUUUUUGUCUAAAAAUCGCUUAUAAUACAAAUACGAUUAUUAAAGGGCUUGUGUAAAAACAGUAAGCUUCGGAUCGGUCCUACAUUCUAUAGAAGUCAUACUAGGUAUCUAGCGAUCGAGUGGAGGUGAGGACAAACUAAUAUUUGUGUACAUGAUUACUAAGAACAAUAACGGCUGGACAUGGUGUAUAUUCAGAGGACUCUAAGCAUGUAGGAAUUACAAUGCGUUUAUUGCCUUACAAAUGUAAUCAAAUGGAAUAAUAAUGUACAUGUUCUACACCUUGCUGAUCAACAAAUGAAAGUCAUCACAAGUCAAGUGUAAGCAGACGACAGUACAGGGACAACACUGGGUUAUCCGUGCAGAAUUCAUUAAAUGGGACUGGGGUCUGUUGUUGAGAGAAGUCUGCCUGGAUAUGAAGUCUAAUAAUGUUCAUCUUCAGCCUCGUCCAGGUCUUGUUGUCUCUGAGCACAGUCGUGGACGCUAGAGAAGCUGUCUAUACUAUAGACGAAGAAAACCAACCUGAUUAUUUUCUAGGGAAAGUGGCAGACGAUGCAAAAUUACAUGAACUUCUGACUACGGAAGAUGUUUCGGAUGUACAGUAUAAUAUUCUUUACGCUGGUAAUAAGGACACAAAUUGGUUCACAAUCAAUGACAAGACCAGUGCAUUAUUCGCCAGUCAAUCAAUUGAUAGAGAUGUGAUAUGCAAAUAUUUAACCACUUGUGUUCUUGAAUUUGACGUUAUCGGUCAAUCCUCUGGCAGUGGUUCCUUUUUUCAUAAAAUAUCCGUAUCAGUCACCGUUAAUGACCUAAAUGACAAUGCUCCAAAAUUUCCUAAUCCGGUUGUGCAGCAAAUUGUCUCCGAAGCCUCCGUUCCGGGGGCAGCAACGCCGCUCAUGGGUGCCGAGGAUCUGGACGCCGGAAGUAACGGCAUUCAAACGUAUCGAUUGUUGCCGGAAAAUGUUCCUUUUAACUUAACGGCGGAGUAUUAUGCUAAUGGAAGAUCUCAGUUGCAGUUAAUCGUCACAGGAAAAUUAGACCGAGAAACUGAAAAUAAUUACAACCUUCUCAUUCUUGCCGAAGACGGUGGGCAGCCGGCAAAAACGGGUACGCUGACCUUGAGCAUCGUUAUUGGUGAUAUUAAUGAUCAUCCUCCAAUAUUUGAGAAGGCGAUGUACAAUAUUUCUGUUGCCGAGGAUGUGUUGUCUCUGACCACUAUAUUGACGGUCAGCGCAACGGACGAGGACUCUGGUGAAAAUGGUCGCGUAAUCUACAGAUUAAGCAACCAUCAAGCUGAUAGCAUUCACAGAACCUUCAAAGUAGAGGCAACAACAGGUGAAUUAAAAGUAAUCAAAAGUUUAAUAGAGGAAAGAAAAGCAAACUAUGAAAUUAUCGUGGAGGCCUCUGACAAUGCUACAAAUCCUUUAAUCUCGCAGGUGCCCGUUUUUGUCACCGUUUUAGAUACACAAAACACUGCCCCUCAGGUCAUACUCAAUAUUUUUCCUAGUGGUGGAAGAACUCUUAAAGUAUUUGAAAACUCUGCAAUAGGAACCGUUUUAGCUUUAAUAUCUGUAAAAGAUCCCGACACGGGUCCAAACGGCCAUGUGGAAUGUGCAAUAAACGACGACAAAUUCAAAUUAAAGAAAUAUGACAACAGUGCUGAAUAUAAUGUAAUAUUAGAUAAAGCUUUAGACAGAGAGACUAAAUCUGUUCACCAGGUCAAUAUUACCUGUAGUGAUGCUGGUUCCCCUUCCCUCAGUGUUACUACUAUAUUUAGUGUUCAUGUAUCCGACUCAAACGACAAUCCACCAUUAUUCACCCAAAGUGUAUAUCAAACGACUGUCACAGAAAACAACCCAGUCCCCAUCAACAUAGGACAAGUUCAAGCUCAAGAUGCAGAUAAUACCAAAAACAUUUCCUACAGCAUUGAAAAUAGCAAUAGCUUAUCUCAGUGGUUUAAUAUUGAUAUUGUAAGUGGUGCAAUAUUUCUGAAUUAUUCUUUAGACAGAGAAACCUCGCCAGAAAUUGAACUUCAGAUCAAGGCUUUUGACAAUGGCUCGCCAUCAUUAACCGGGAGUGCAAUAUUCAAAAUUAAUGUUGCUGAUAUAAACGAUAACAAGCCAGUUUUCCAGUCCAAAAAGUUUGAAUACUGGAUUCCCGAAAACAUUUCAGUUAACACGAUGAUAGCGUCAUUAGGUGUUUUUGACUAUGACGCUGGACUGAAUGGGAAACUAUCUCUCUCUGCUUCAUCAGACGACGGGUAUCAUUUUCUACCUUUCAUGUUCUUUGAGAACGGAUCUAUUUUCACUUCUGGAUUAUUAGACAGAGAAGAAAUAGAUAUAUAUCGGAUAAACCUUGUAGCUUAUGAUCAUGGAUCACCUUCCCUUAAUUCUUCCGUUAACCUUACGGUUCAUGUCCAAGAUGUCAAUGAUAACACACCGGCAAUCCAAUUUCCUUCCAUCGACACUCCCUAUUUAGAGAUUCCUUAUACUUCAACAGAAAAAACCGUAAUUAUGAACAUACAAGCUACAGACCAAGAUGAGGGGGACAAUUCUCGAGUUAAUUAUUUUCUAGAUGGCGACAAUGUCACUGCUGAGAUGUUUUCUCUUCAUAACGAGACUGGUCAACUUCUAUUGAGUCGCGAUUUAAGAAUCAGCGAUGUUGGUGUCCAAAGUUUCUUCAUUAUUGCCCGGGACAAUGGCAAAACUCCGAGGGAAGCCACCAGAGCGUUUGGAAUUAAAAUUUCUACUCAAUCAGCCUCUGUCCACCCACUGGCAGAGGAGGAGUCCGUCAGAUAUUACGCAAUCGCCAUAGCUAUCGGCUGCGUCACCAUUGUUUUGUCUGCUAUCAUCAUCAUCGCCAUCUGUUACGUCAGACGACGGGACCGCCAUAAAGCGGAUACUUCCAACGGAAGUGUGACGUCAAAUUCGACGUUGGAGACCGAUCUUAGUCACAGCGAAAUCCGGAUGAACGGCGGGUUCAGCAAGACAUACGUACAACCAAGUGUCGCAAAACCAGCAUGGCGACCCCGUGAAAAACAGGUCUCCUUCAAAGAAACGACAGAACUUACAGAAAAGUUUAAUAGAAGUCCCCAGGAAGCGGAAGUUGUAUCUGAUGACGUGGUAAUUUGGGACUGGAGUACGAGUGAGGCUGGGGAUACCUAUUACCCGUAUAGCGACCCCUAUUCCUCGUUGCAGAAAAAGAGACAGAUUCCGAACCUUUACAGCAAAAACCAAAUGGAGUGGGCAUCUGACAACGAGAAUGUGCAAUGGACACCGCAUUGUGAUGUGAUGAUUUGAGAGGAAAGGCAGCUCAGCAUUAUGUGUACCCAUUGUCAUUUUUAGAAGUGUGUAAAAACUAUAUUUAUAUCCAAUGUUUUUUAACUAUGUACUUUCCACUACCCAGUUUAUUUUUGCGGAGGAAAUAAUUGAACUUUUAGUGUUCUGCAUUUACGUGCACUUGUUACCAUUCCUGAAAAAGUUACACAGAAAACAUUCAGACAUCAAAAGAUACUUCAUGGAUGUUGCUCAAAGGAAAAGGUUCCAUUCAAAAUCUGGAUUAUACGUAUUAAACAUCGAUCUUCGCCAACAGCAAGCAACAUGCAAUCAAGGUGUACACCCGUCAUCUACCUCACGACCGCCGGUCGUCAUUGGUUGGCCACGGUCAUGUGGUCGGCCGCGGAGUUACAUGUAUAUGGGUCGGAUCUUAUGGAAAGAAAAUAUGGAGGAUUCUAUCAAUACACUUUGAUCAGUCAUACAGCUGGAAAAAAAUUUGCCGACGUCUUUCACAUGAUGAAUUUCCUAAGGUUAUAUAUUGAUUCAGAGGUGUUUGUACUAAACUGAAAAAAAUCAAUAAAUUAAAAAAAAUGAAAA
This is a messenger RNA of Ostrea edulis (European flat oyster), 4357 nucleotides long. Its product is annotated as protocadherin gamma-A3-like. The transcript has 5 exons. Gene Ontology annotation, molecular function: calcium ion binding. Bases 914 to 3784 code for a protein of 956 amino acids. Gene Ontology annotation, cellular component: plasma membrane. Lineage: Eukaryota; Metazoa; Mollusca; Bivalvia; Ostreida; Ostreidae. The record is from RefSeq and is a predicted model, not a curated record. Gene Ontology annotation, biological process: homophilic cell-cell adhesion.